GCGUUUUGGUGGAUUGGGAAAUCUUGACACAGACGCUUUACCUGUAACCUCCAAAUCUCUUAACAUCAGACAAAUCGGUAAUAAAAUGACUCUAGAAACUAUUCCUAAAGAUCUUCGUGGGUUGCGGGCUUGUUUAGUGUGUUCCUUGAUUAAGACUUUUGAUCAAUUUGAGUAUGAGGGUUGUGAUAACUGUGAUGAUUUUCUCAGGAUGAAGAACAACAGGGAUAAUGUUUAUGAUUGCACGAGUUCUAACUUUGAUGGAAUGAUAUCUGCUAUGAGUCCUGAAGACAGUUGGGUGUGCAAGUGGCAGAGAAUAAAUCGGUUCUGCAAAGGCGUUUAUGCAAUUUCAGUAUCAGGCAGACUUCCUGCUGGGAUUAUAAGGGAGAUGAAGAGCAGAGGCAUUGUAUACAGACCUAGAGACACCAGCAAUCGAUAAUAAUGCGAUUUAUUAUUUAAUUUUAUGCUCUAAAAUAUUUUUCACUUUAUAACAUUAAAACAAGUCAAUCUCCUCUAUCUGGUGACAUUUUAAGGUUUUCAACUUGACUUAUAUUUGGUUUGCAUCUUGGCUAAACUACUUUCAUCAAUAAUCAAUUUCAUUACAAAAAAACUUACAUACUAUGCAAUAAAAUAAAAUAAUUCAAA
This is a messenger RNA of Dalotia coriaria, 642 nucleotides long. It is a transcript of the gene spt4, whose product is annotated as Transcription elongation factor subunit spt4. NCBI's taxonomy places the organism in Eukaryota, Metazoa, Arthropoda, Insecta, Coleoptera, Staphylinidae. Gene Ontology annotation, cellular component: DSIF complex; nucleus. The coding region runs from base 86 to 436 and encodes 116 amino acids. The transcript is spliced from 4 exons. The record is from RefSeq and is a predicted model, not a curated record. Gene Ontology annotation, biological process: regulation of transcription elongation by RNA polymerase II; transcription elongation-coupled chromatin remodeling. Gene Ontology annotation, molecular function: zinc ion binding; RNA polymerase II complex binding.